CUUUCUUAUUGUCAUAUUUAUGUGAAAAUUGCCUCCUUGUUUUUAUUUUUGGUACGAAAAUUAGUUUUUAUUUCCACUUUCCCUCGCCCCCAUCGUAAUUCUCCUUCGUUCUUCUCAAUUGUGGAUCAAGCUGAAGCAGGGGCAUCAGUUUUCACCAGGAAAUGCUUGUGAUCUCCUUUACAUUUCUUAGUCACUCUUUCCAGUUUUCAGAUCUAUGAUAAUUUUCAUUCAUCUGAAGCAAAUCUAAGAACUAACACAGGACGACAAGAUGUAUAUGGCAUAUGGAUGGCCUCAGGUCAUUCCGCUUGAACAGGGACUCUGCCCCUCAAUCCAGAAGAUUAUAUACCUCAGGGUCAUUAAUCAUCAAUUACUCGUCGUAUCCCCCACUCACUUCGAGCUAUGGAGUGCUUCCCAGAAUAAAGUGAGACUGGCCAAGUACAAGAGAGAUUCAGAUUCAUUGCAAAGGGAAGGAGAAAAUUUGCAGGCAGUGUGGAGCCCUGAUGCAAAAUUAAUAGCCAUUAUCACAUCGUCUUUCUUUCUUCACAUUUUCAAGGCACAAAUCUCAGAAAAAAGAAUGCAUAUUGGAGGGAAGCAACCCUCAGCUUUGCGCCUUGCUACGAUAUCUCUUCUUCUGAGUGAACAAUUGCCCUUUGCAGUGAAGGAUUUAACACUGAGCAAUAUUGUAAGUGAUAACAAACACAUGCUGCUUGGACUUUCUGAUGGAACUUUGUACAGUAUAUCUUGGAAGGGAGAGUUUGGUGGGGCUUUUGAAUUUGAUCCACAUCCUCAAGUCAUUGAAGAUUCUCAGGUACCACUUACUCUAGGCAAUGGCCUUUCUCCUAAAGGUCAUCCCAGGGUUCUUAUGUCCAACAACAAUGGCCCUACAAAGUCUGCAAUUGUCCAGCUGGAGCUUUGUCUUCCAUUGAGGUUGCUUUUUGUCUUAUAUUCUGAUGGGCAACUUGUCUCAUGUUCUGUAAGUAAGAAAGGUUUAAAGCAGGUUGAGUCCAUUAAAUCAGAAAAGAGGUUGGCUUGUGGUGAUGCUGUAUGUGCUUCAAUAGCUCCAGAGCAGCAAAUCCUUGCUGUUGGUACCAGGAGAGGAACAGUUGAAUUAUAUGAUCUUGGUGAAUCUGCAUCACUCAUACGCACGGUCUCUUUGUAUGACUGGGGAUACUCAAUGGAUGACACUGGUUCUGUUAAUUGCAUUGCUUGGACACCUGAUAACUCUGCUUUUGCAGUUGGGUGGAAAUUAAGGGGACUUGCUGUUUGGUCUGUUUCUGGAUGUCGUUUGAUGUCUACAAUUCGACAAAUAGGUUUAAGUUCUGUAUCUUCUCCAAUGGCUAAGCCAAACCAGGAAUCUAAACAUGAACCAUUGAUGGGUGGGACGUCACUUUUGCAGUGGGAUGAAUAUGGUUAUAGACUUUAUGCUGUUGAGGAGGAAUCUUCAGAGAGAGUUCUCUCAUUCUCUUUUGGCAAAUGCUGUCUUAGCAGAGGUGUUUCAGGCACCAAUUACAUCCGGCAAGUAAUCUAUGGGGAAGACCGGUUACUUAUUGUGCAAUCAGAAGAGACUGAUGAGCUCAAAAUGCUGCAUCUUAAUCUUCCAGUUUCCUAUAUCUCCCAAAACUGGCCCGUUCAGCAUGUUGCAGCUAGCAAUGAUGGAAUGUACUUAGCUGUUGCUGGUCUCCAUGGUUUGAUAUUGUAUGAUAUACGAUUAAGAAGGUGGCGAGUUUUUGGUGAUGUUACCCAGGAACAAAAGAUUCAAUGCAAAGGUUUGUUAUGGCUGGGGAAGAUUGUUGUCGUCUGCAACUAUAUUGAUUCUUCCAACACGUAUGAAUUGCUCUUUUACCCAAGAUAUCACCUUGAUCAAAGUUCAUUACUCUGUCGAAAGUCACUUCUUGCUAAACCAAUGGUGAUGGAUGUCUAUCAAGAUUAUAUACUGGUUACGUAUAAACCUUUUGACGUCCACAUAUUGCAUGUAAAAUUAAUUGGUGAGUUGACACCUUCAGGCAAUCCAGAUUUACAGCUUUCUACAGUACGAGAACUUUCUAUCAUGACUGCCAAGAGCCACCCCGCAGCAAUGCGCUUUAUUCCCGAUCAAUGCUCUACAGAGUCUGUGUCAAACAAUGAUGUUUCAUCAAUGUCGGAUUCAUUAGCAAGAGAACCAGCAAGGUGUUUGAUAUUGAGAGCAAAUGGGGAGCUUUCACUUCUUGAUUUGGAUGAUGGACGUGAGAGAAAGCUUACUGAUUCGGUUGAAUUAUUUUGGGUUACUUGUGGCCAUUCAGAGGAUAAAACAAAUUUAAUAGAGGAAGUUUCAUGGUUAGAUUAUGGUCACCGAGGCAUGCAGGUCUGGUAUCCAUCUCCAGGUGCGGAUCCGUAUAAACAGGAGGAUUUCGUGCAGUUGGACCCGGAAUUGGAGUUUGAUCGUGAAGUAUACCCUCUGGGACUUCUUCCAAAUGUUGGUGUGGUUGUUGGUGUUUCUCAGAGAAUGUCAUUUUCAGCAAGCACAGAGUUUCCAUGUUUUGAACCCACUCCUCAGGCACAAACAAUAUUGCACUGCCUACUUCGGCACCUUCUUCAGAGGGACAAAAUUGAGGAAGCUUUAAGACUUGCAGAACUAUCAGCAGAGAAGCCUCAUUUUUCACAUUGUCUUGAGUGGCUUCUUUUCACAGUAUUCGAGGCAGAUAUAUCCAGGCAAAAUGUAAAUAAGAACCAGAUCGCUGUGUCUAAACCUGCUAAACGCUCUCUUCUGGAGAAGACCUGUGAUUUGAUCAGAAGCUUUCCAGAGUACCUUGAUGUUGUUGUAAGUGUUGCAAGAAAAACCGAUGGUCGUCAUUGGGCAGAUUUGUUUGCUGCUGCUGGUAAAUCAGCCGAACUGUUUGAGGAAUGCUUUCAACGAAGAUGGUACCGCACUGCUGCUUGCUACAUACUCGUGAUUGCUAAACUUGAAGGCCCUGCUAUUAGUCAGUAUUGUGCUUUAAGGUUAUUACAGGCUACCCUUGAUGAAUCUUUGUACGAACUUGCUGGGGAGCUGGUGAGGUUCUUGCUGAGAUCUGGCAGGGAAUUCGAUCAUGCAUCAAGUGAUUCUUUGUCUCCUAGAUUUUUGGGUUACUUUAUUUUUGGUUCUAGUCACCAAAGGCAGUCAUUGAAUAAAAGCUCCUCAUUCAAGGAGCAGAGUGCCCAUGUUACCUCUGUUAAGAAUAUUUUAGAAAGCCAUGCUAGCUACUUGAUGUCUGGGAAAGAGCUCUCAAAGCUUGUUGCAUUUGUCAAAGGAACUCAGUUUGAUUUAGUGGAGUAUCUUCAACGUGAAAGAUACGGGAGUGCUCGGCUUGAGAAUUUUGCAUCAGGGCUUGAACUAAUAAGCCAAAAGCUUCAAAUGGGAACAUUACAGAGCCGAUUGGAUGCAGAAUUUCUUCUGUCACAUAUGUGUUCUGUCAAGUUCAAAGAAUGGAUAGUUGUCUUGGCGACUCUCUUGCGCCGAUCUGAGGUUCUUUUUGAUCUAUUCCGACAUGAUGUUCGGUUGUGGAAAGCAUACAGCAAUACCUUGCAGUCGCACGCGGCAUUCAUUGAAUAUCAUGAUUUACGAGACCUGGCAGAGAAACUUUCACCUGUUGGAAGUGUGGAUGGGAACUGAAAGAAGAUUUGAUUUUCGUAGAAUUUCUCUGGUUCGUAAUGGUUUCCUGUUGAAGUAAUCUAGACCAAGUGACUGAGAAGAUGUCACACGCAAAAAGAAUUUACUCUCUCUUUGAUUGUGGGGGCCAAGAAAUUACAUCUAUAUGCUGGGUUCACACAACAUAUUAUCCAUGCUUAAUCCAGUGAAUAGGGAAUUGUAUUUUUAGGUAUAGAAAGAGGAUAGAAAUUUCUUUAGGGAGGCUUGUUUAUGACUGAGAAUUCCAUUAUUAUUCUUUUUUUUUUUCCUUUAAAUUUUUGGCCUAUUCACAGACGGCAAGACGUUUUUGUAGGAGGAUGAAUAGAUCCACAUGUAUAUAUUUCUUUCUGCUCCUGGUGAGCUUUAACAUUUAUAGUGGGAUUUAUGCAACUUAA
Messenger RNA from Neltuma alba, 4038 nucleotides. RefSeq names its product RAB6A-GEF complex partner protein 1-like. Gene Ontology annotation, molecular function: protein binding. Gene Ontology annotation, cellular component: Ric1-Rgp1 guanyl-nucleotide exchange factor complex; Golgi membrane; cytosol. The record is from RefSeq and is a predicted model, not a curated record. Gene Ontology annotation, biological process: intracellular protein transport; retrograde transport, endosome to Golgi. Lineage: Eukaryota; Viridiplantae; Streptophyta; Magnoliopsida; Fabales; Fabaceae.